Messenger RNA from Erythranthe guttata (spotted monkey flower), 749 nucleotides. NCBI's taxonomy places the organism in Eukaryota, Viridiplantae, Streptophyta, Magnoliopsida, Lamiales, Phrymaceae. The record is from RefSeq and is a predicted model, not a curated record.
CUUAAUCGACUACUGAACAUAGUCGAUUAAGCUUAAUCGACUAUUGAACAUAGUCGAUUAAGCCUUAAUCGUCUACUGAACAUAGAGAACAACGAAAAAACAUAGAGCAAAAAUGGCGGACAGAGAAGAGCAGAACCACCAGCACAUAGUGAUGCUGCCGUUCAUGGCGCAAGGCCACCUAAUCCCAUUCCUAGCACUAGCCAACCAAAUCCACCGCCGUUUCGGCUUCACAAUCACCAUCGCCACCACUCCACUCAACCUCCACCACCUCGCCGCCGUCGUAGCCAAAAACCCUACACCAAGCUCCGGCAUCCACUUAUUCGAGCUCCCGCUCAACACCUCCGACCACGGCCUCCCGCCAAACGCCGAGAACACAGAAUCCCUCCUCCCUCGAACCACCGUUCCGUGCCCUAAUUCAGAACAUCACCGCCGAUCAAAACGGCCGCCCUCCCCUCUGCAUAAUCUCCGACGUCUUCAUGGGUUGGGCCAACGCCGUCGCCGAAUCCUUCGGCACCGUCAACGUGACCUUCACCACCGGCGGCGCGUACGGCACCGCCGCAUACGUAUCCCUAUGGCAGCACCUCCCCCACCGCCGACGUACAACAGAUCUUUGUAAACCCUCCAUAAACAACAACCUUCUGUAAGAAUUUCUCCCCCCCUUUUUUUUUUUCUUCUCUGUUUGAUGAUGGGUGGUUGUGGUGGUGGUGCUAAUUCAGAGAUGGAAUUGUGUAAUUUGUGUGUGUAAUUUG